This is a messenger RNA of Rotaria sordida, 918 nucleotides long. NCBI's taxonomy places the organism in Eukaryota, Metazoa, Rotifera, Eurotatoria, Philodinida, Philodinidae. The record is from the annotation of a GenBank genome assembly.
AUGCCAUUUAUGUCGGGAGACACAAUUAUUUUAUCAUCACUUUUUGUGCUUUAUAAAAAUGAGAUGAAAAAUGAUUUAGAUAAAUUUAUUAUUACGACACAUUACUGUUUAAUGAAACAGGGUUUUAUUGUUCGGGAUGCUAUUGAAGGAUCAGAAGGGGUUUUGCAAUUUAACGAUCGUAAUUAUAAUCUUUUGGUCGCCCGUUACCGAAAAGGCAUGAUAUCAUUAACAACAAUGCAUGCAUUUAGUGAAUAUGAGAAUAGUUAUCAAUUAACACUUGAUAUUAAUCACCAAUUGUAUCAUCAUUGGGAAUCGGUAUCAGAAUAUUUAGUUAAUUCCAAAUUAAUCAAACUCGAUGAUUUAAUUUCAAAAUUAUCAAAUUUUAUUAGUACAACUAUCGAAGAAUAUGUAUUUAAUCCACCAAAUACACCAUUAAAAGGAAUCAAACAUGAACAAGAUGCAUCAUUUGGUAAUAAUAAUAAGUCUUCAUCAAUUAAUCCAAGAACAGUUGGUACUAUUAAUAAUCCACCAAAUACACCAUCAAAAAAAAUCAAACGUGAACAAGAUGCAUCAUUUGGUAAUAAUAAUAAUAAGUUUUCAUCAGUUAAUCCAACAACAGUUGGUACUAUUAAUAAUCCACCAAAUACACCAUCAAAAAGAAUCAAACGUGAACAAGAUGCAACAUUUGCUAAUAAUAAUAAAAAGUCUUCAUCAAUUAAUCCAACAACAGUUGGUACUAUUACUUAUGCUUUUGGUCCUCAAUCAACAGCGGCUUCUAAUCAUAAUAUUGGGCUUUUAACUAAACAAGCACCACCUGCUCCUUAUAAUUAUUUUCAUCCGAAUACAUGCCCAACAACUGCCCAGGACGAGUAUUCUGGGUCCCGGAUCCCGUCGGAUCUUGUCGGAAAUCUGGCUUAA